Messenger RNA from Haplochromis burtoni (Burton's mouthbrooder), 3092 nucleotides. It is a transcript of the gene gnas, whose product is annotated as GNAS complex locus. Bases 1401 to 2540 code for a protein of 379 amino acids. Gene Ontology annotation, biological process: adenylate cyclase-activating dopamine receptor signaling pathway; sensory perception of chemical stimulus. Gene Ontology annotation, molecular function: beta-2 adrenergic receptor binding; mu-type opioid receptor binding; G-protein beta/gamma-subunit complex binding. Gene Ontology annotation, cellular component: heterotrimeric G-protein complex. The transcript has 13 exons. Lineage: Eukaryota; Metazoa; Chordata; Actinopteri; Cichliformes; Cichlidae. The record is from RefSeq and is a predicted model, not a curated record.
UCUCGGUCCUUCCUUCCCAGGGUUCAAUGAGCGUUGUGUGGCCCCACCCCGUCUCUCUAAAAGCGCUGUCUAUCUGUUCAAUGUAGGCUACUAUUCUCGGAGAGAGAAAGCAAGAGAGAAAGGGAGAAAAUAAUAACCUCCAAGAAUCGGGUAUUCCCGUCUUUCACCUUCCUCGACCAGCGGCCAGGAGGGGAGCGGCCUUCACGGUGGGAAUGUGCUGCUACAACAGCCCCGCGUCCUACUUUUUGUGAAUGUAAAUGCACAUGUAGUGUCAAGUCUGUAGCCUGUUUACCCACCUAGGAUUCAAGAGGAAUCUACAUAUGUGUAUAUAAAUGGAUUCAUCGGAGUCGAGCCAGAAAUUAAGAAAAAAAGUCUAUCGGUGCGCAGUUUUGGAGGCUUGGUGGUGAUGUGAGGGGCUGAUAACACAUUUCAGCAACAAAAGCGAGGGGCAGAGAGAGAGAAGGCCCUUUGGAGGAGAAAACAGCAAGGAACAGCCAUCACAUAUAAGGAGGACAAAUCGGAGGGGGGAUACUGGAUCAUUUCGGAUUUGGAGGUGGCGAGGGAUCAAGACGAAAAGACAACCGCAGUGAGUUUGGGGCUGAUUUGAUGCAGAGAAUGAAAAAGAGCCGGGUGACGACGGAAGAAGCGAGAAUGCCACACAUGUAGCUCGUUUGGGUGUAAAUAUUAUUUUCCUUACAGCUGUCCUGCUGGGUCCCCGACGAAGACAGCCGUCGGGGAGACAGAAAAAUAGAUAUAGAGUCUAAGUAUACACCCAUGGAAAUGUUUGUCAUGAAAAGCGACGUGGUAACGAGCGGCGCUACAGCACAGGCGAGCUUUGCGGACACGCCGAGUUCGGCUCCUUGUCACGGGCAGCUGUGAGACGCAAGACCCGGGCUUUUGGAGAUGCAAAUUAGGCUGUUUUUUUCUGCCUCCGUUUGAGGUGAACCGCCGUUUUUGGGUCUUAUAGCGGACAUUGUGGAUUACAAGUCUUUAUCUUACACGGCUGAAGGGGGGGGGGAAAGAGUUUGGAAAAACGAAACACAAACUACUGCAUAUAAAAGGGAAAAGCCCGAGCCGGAUUCAGCAAACUGAGAAGGCGGCCUCCGUGUCGUCAGCAACAGUAUCCUGCCCUUUCUCUGACAGCAAAAUACGCGUUACGGACUUUAAAUCUCUACACAGGGGCGCCACGGACCUUAAACGGUGUAAAUGUGGGUAACGUUGCUGCCAAAUCCGCGGGUCAAACGAGGCAUCUAGACUAGUUUAUCUGAUUUAUUUUUCUUUCUACAUUACCCCCCCACCUUCCCUUCCCCCUCCACUACCACCUCCUCCUCCUCUACUUCUUCUUCCACCACCUCUUCCUCCUCCCCUGGACCCCCUUUUUUCUUUUUUCUUGCGGGAAGAUGGGUUGUUUGGGCAACAGUAAGACCGAAGACCAGAGAAAUGAGGAGAAGGCUCAAAGAGAAGCAAACAAAAAGAUAGAGAAGCAGCUCCAAAAGGACAAACAGAUCUACAGAGCAACACACAGACUACUACUUCUAGGAGCUGGAGAGUCGGGAAAGAGCACCAUAGUGAAACAGAUGAGGAUCCUACAUGUCAACGGCUUCAAUGCAGAAGAGAAGAAGCAGAAAAUCCAGGACAUUAAGAAUAAUAUUAAAGAGGCUAUCGAGACCAUAGUAACAGCUAUGACUACCCUAACCCCACCUGUCCAGUUGGCAUGUCCUGAAAACCAGUACCGGAUUGAAUACAUCCUCAACUUUGUCAAUCAGAAGGACUUUGAUUUUCCAUCUGAGUUUUACGAUCACGCAAAGACACUGUGGCAAGACGAAGGUGUCCGGGCUUGCUAUGAGAGAUCCAAUGAGUACCAGCUAAUCGACUGUGCACAGUACUUUCUAGACAAGAUCGACAUUGUGAAACAGAGUGACUACACUCCAACAGAUCAGGAUUUGCUGAGGUGCAGAGUACUGACUUCAGGGAUCUUUGAGACGAGAUUCCAAGUGGACAAAGUUAAUUUCCAUAUGUUUGAUGUCGGCGGUCAAAGGGAUGAGCGCAGGAAAUGGAUUCAGUGCUUUAAUGACGUAACAGCCAUCAUCUUUGUGGUGGCCAGUAGCAGUUACAACAUGGUGAUCCGAGAGGACAAUCAGACCAACCGUUUACAGGAGGCCCUCAACCUCUUCAAGAAUAUCUGGAACAACAGGUGGCUGCGGACCAUUUCUGUCAUCUUGUUCCUAAAUAAACAGGACCUGCUUGCAGAGAAGGUGUUGGCAGGGAAGUCUAAAAUCGAAGAAUACUUCCCAGAAUUUGCUCGCUACACCACACCUGAUGAUGCGACGCCAGAACCUGGAGAAGAUCCGCGUGUUACAAGGGCAAAGUACUUCAUCAGAGAUGAGUUCCUGAGGAUCAGCACAGCAAGUGGAGAUGGAAGGCACUACUGUUACCCCCAUUUCACCUGCGCCGUCGACACAGAGAACAUCCGCCGCGUCUUUAAUGACUGUCGAGACAUCAUCCAGCGGAUGCACCUGCGGCAGUACGAGCUGUUGUGAUGGGAGAGGAAAGGUGUUAGGCCAAAAAGAUAAAACCAGAUCGGACUAUGGAAGACGAAAAAGAAAUCCCUGAACCUGCGUCUCUGAACUCUUCUGCAGAAGUAUGAGAGCUCUUGUGACACAACAGUGGCCAAAACACACACGCACUUAUAGUAAACAUGCCGUGAACCCAGAAAUUCCCCUGAUGCAAACUCUCUACCUGAUGCAGAAUUUUUGACGGAUGGGUUUGAGGGGCUUACACGUAAAACAGACUUCAGUCUUGACUUUCAGCCAUACUCCCAGCUCCUCACCUUUCGACAUCAUGUUAUCUUCACGUUACCUUCAUCUUCCUAAAAACAGAAAAGUGGCCCAGUCCGGACAGAGUUUCCUGCAGCGAGAGUUGGAGCUGCAGCUUGAGUUUUGUUCGUCUUUUUCUUUUUUUUUGGUUUUUUCUCCCCUGAUUGGGCUGAAAACUAAGAGCUACUACUUCAGUGCAAUUGGGAAAGAGAUGAAUUACUGCAAAUGGAGAAUGAAUAUAUCACAGCAGAUCAACUGAACACUGUAUUUAAAAGA